This is a messenger RNA of Oldenlandia corymbosa var. corymbosa, 1809 nucleotides long. The record is from the annotation of a GenBank genome assembly. Lineage: Eukaryota; Viridiplantae; Streptophyta; Magnoliopsida; Gentianales; Rubiaceae.
CUCCUUUUACCCGAACCAAAACCACGUCGUUUGAUUCAUCGACGAGUCGUGUAGAUAGACCUAUAUAUACACAGAACCAAGAGAACAAGUGUCGCGCGUGAAACACUCUUUUACUUUAUAUUUUCCGUUCAGAGUUAGUGAAGAGAGAAAAGAAAAUGGACGAAGAAGAGCAUGAGGUUUACGGCGGUGAAAUCCCCGACGAAGGUGAGAUGGAAGGCGAUAACGCCGACGUCGACAUGACCAACCCCGAUGAAGACGCCGUUAAGGAGUUGGAUGAGAUGAAGAAGCGAUUAAAGGAGAUGGAGGAAGAAGCCGCGGCUCUCCGCGAGAUGCAAGCUAAAGUUGAGAAGGAGAUGGGCGCUGUUCAAGAUCCUGCAAGCGCAGCUGCUUCUCAAGCAAACAAGGAAGAAGUUGAUUCCCGGUCUAUAUUUGUUGGAAACGUUGACUAUGCUUGCACCCCUGAGGAAGUCCAGCAGCAUUUUCAGUCUUGUGGUACUGUUAAUCGUGUGACUAUACUAACUGACAAGUUUGGCCAACCCAAGGGUUUUGCCUAUGUGGAAUUUCUUGAACAAGAAGCUGUUCAAGAGGCCCUUGUUCUAAAUGAAUCUGAACUCCAUGGGCGUCAGUUGAAGGUCAUGGCUAAAAGAACAAAUGUUCCUGGGAUGAAGCAAUUUCGUGGGAGGCGUUUCAAUCCAUACUUGGGUGCAAGGGGGAGGCGACCUUUUGUACCUCCAUAUUUCUACUCACCCUAUGGGUAUGGGUAAGCUCUUUUCAAGCUCUGUGCUUGUAGUUUUUCUACCAUGAAUGAAAUUGCCUUUGGACUGAAACAUGAUGGGUGUCGUAUUUUACAUAUCUCAGGAAGGCUCCAAGGUUCAGGAGGCCAACACGCUACAUGCCCUACUACUGAAAUAAGGGAUGCCCAUGGCACUCGCCUCUCACUUUGUUAUUUGCACUUCGGAAGAGGGUCCUCUUUAUAUUCCUCUAUGUCAUUGUGAAGGACUAUUUGGUUGCCCUAUGAUAUAAUGCCUUGAACGGGCAUCAUAAACAUUGUAAUAGUUGGGCACGUUAGCUUAUAGUUAGAAGUUAAUUUAUAUUACUAAAGUGAAUUUAUAAUUUGAUGAUAGCUACUUUCUGAAAGACUUAUCUUGUUUUGCUUCUCAGUAAAGUGGUUCUGUAUUUGUUGUUUGUUGCUAAUCAGUCGUAUUAAUAUCACAAAUUGACUACAUAUAAGCUUCUGGUACCGGUCAUACUAAUCCCACCUCUUAGUUAUUCUCUUGUUUGAGAUUUUGGAUUUUACUUUCAGUGCAAUUUUUACCAAGAAAUAAAAUUUAAAUCAGUCAAUCAGUUCUUUGAAUCCACAGCGUGGUUGAUUAGCAAAAAGGAACAUUGUAUAUGAGUUGACUAUGGAUUUGAAGUAAUAAAUUUCGAUAGUUAGUCGGUUGUUUUCCAUCAACAGAAAAUCUCCUUGCUUGGUAUUCAUUCAUGGCUCGGAGAAUGCUGGUUCCGGAUCAGAUUGACAGCGUACAGGCCUAGCAAGAGAUUCAUCCAAGUUUCUGGAUGGCAAAACCGAAGGUGAUCAGCAGACAGACAGAGUAGAUUCAAUGGACAAGAAGGUUCAACAAUGGAACCGAAGUUGCAGAAAGAUUGUAAACUUACACCACAAAUGUUCUACCUCGCUUGUUCAUUGGCAACACAAAAACUUGCAUGGAACUUUUUCUUUCUGAUUAUCUUUCUCGAUUGUUGUUUGCUACGAGAAGCUGGGAUUGGAAUUUGGGAUCUCUUUCAGUUUUAAGCUGAUUUUUUUUUUUU